Cuscuta campestris is the source of this 1074-nucleotide messenger RNA. NCBI's taxonomy places the organism in Eukaryota, Viridiplantae, Streptophyta, Magnoliopsida, Solanales, Convolvulaceae. The record is from the annotation of a GenBank genome assembly.
AUUCCAAACCGGAACGUUGUCCAGCCCCACAGAAAAGGAAUCGUUGCGCCGUCAGUGCCUCCCUCUAAAUCCACGCUCAACAACCCUAUCUGCUUCCUCCCGCCUUCCUUCCCACAGAUACAGAGAGUCAGAGCGAGAUGAUGGAUGGCAUUGAGCAAUGCGUCGCCGGCUUCCCCGAUCUCUACAACGUUUGGUUCUACGGCCGCCGCAUCGAAACCCUAGUCACCUACGAAUCAAGCCGGGUCAUCGAAUGGAUCGACGAGACCGAGUUCAUCCACCGCCGCCGCCUCCACCACCUAGUCGUCGGCCUCGACGUCGAGUGGCGUCCGAUUCGCUACCGCGGAGAGAGCAAUCCGGUGGCGACGCUCCAACUCUGCGUCGGCCACCGAUGCCUCAUCUUCCAGCUUCUCUACUGCAGCCAGAUCCCGGACGCGCUCCAACGCUUUCUCUCCGACUCCAACUACACCUUCGUCGGCGUCGGAAUCCACACCGACUUGGAGCUUCUCGUGCAGGAUUACGAACUGGAGGUGGCCAACGCCGUCGACUUGCGGACCAUAGCGGCGAACGAGUUCAACGAUCGGUCUCUGGAGAGAGUCGGAUUGAAGCAUCUGGCGGUGACCUACAUGGGAGCGGAAAUGGAUAAGCCCAGGCGGGUCACCCUGAGCGAUUGGGCUCGCGAUUCUCUCACCCUGGAGCAGAUCCAGUACGCCUGCAUCGAUGCUUAUGUGAGUUUUGAGAUUGGCAGGAUUGUGAAUGCUUCUGUCCAUGAUUAGUAAUUUUUUUCCGUUGCGAUUUCUCUGCUGGAAAUUCGAAUGCUCAUAUGACUCUUUGUUUCUAUAAUGCUUUUGAUUUGUGGCUUUUUCCUAAUCUCUCUGUCUUGCCGGACGGAGAAAGCCCGGCGCCGGAGAGACUGGUGUCUCACGGUGUCACUGACUGGUUUGGACUGAGUCCAUGGUCCGAGCGGAGGGCAGAAGACCCUACGGUUCCUGGUCGAUUCUCUACCAGUUUUGGUUCCUAGCUUCCUAUUCUCACUCUAUUUAUUCAUUUACUUUAAAAAAAAUUCUUACAUACAUU